This is a messenger RNA of Acaulospora morrowiae, 618 nucleotides long. Lineage: Eukaryota; Fungi; Glomeromycota; Glomeromycetes; Diversisporales; Acaulosporaceae. The record is from the annotation of a GenBank genome assembly.
AUGAAAGAGGAAUUGGAAAUUGUCAUUUUUUCUUCAAAAAUUCAAUCUUUAAUCGAAUCAAAUUAUCCAAACAUCGUUAAAUUAAUUAAGUAUAAUGGUGAAGGUUUGACAAAAGCACUUCAUGAUAUAGAUGGAGCAGUAUCAGCACGUAAAGCAGUUACCACUUUUAAAGUUACUCAAGACGGAAAUAAUAACUUUAAAACAUGGAGUGAAUACAAAGACUCUAUACAUAAAUUCCUUGAGCAAGUUAACGAUGAUACAAGAUUAGAGAAAGCUAGAAAAAGUCUGGCGCAUCAAAUAUGGAAGGCUCAUUAUAACAGAUUUCCAGAUUGGCCACCUGUUGGAAGAACGCAGAGUGAUGAUGUGGAUUUGUCUGCUAAUGAUAUACAUGACGAUGGACAAUACACUAUUGCAUGGAUGAGUGAAGGUAAAAUUACCGUUACUGAUGAGCAUCCUUCUGCAAACGUGUAUAAAACAAAGCUUGGCGGGACCCCUGUUUUAAGAAUCUUGUUUGUUAAUAAGCGUAUUGUAAAAGAAUUAGAAAACAAGGCGAAUGUAGAUUUUGAAAAUGCUAAAAAAAAAGUUGAUUCAUAUACUAAGAGUGUGGGUUGGGAUUAA